Molecule: messenger RNA, 2218 nt
Organism: Ipomoea triloba (trilobed morning glory)
Lineage: Eukaryota; Viridiplantae; Streptophyta; Magnoliopsida; Solanales; Convolvulaceae
Product: putative late blight resistance protein homolog R1B-14
Exons: 3
Coding region: 49-1761 (570 amino acids)
Biological process (GO): defense response to other organism
Molecular function (GO): ADP binding
Source: RefSeq, a predicted model, not a curated record
CUGAUAACUACUGCAGAUCAGAGAGUGGCUCGUUCUCUUAGCUCAGGUAUGCGUAUUUUCCAUAAACGUUUUCUCAAUCCAGAAGAAGGCUGGAAUUUAUUAAGCAAAAAUGCGUCUAAUGGAAAAUAUUGUCCGUCCCGAGAAAUUGAGUUAAUAGGAAGAAGCAUUGCUAAUAAAUGUCAGGGCAUACCACUGGCAAUUGUUUUGAUUGGUAGACUUCUGGCCACCCUCAACAACUCACCAAACCAGUGGGAGGAUAUUGAAACACAAUUCAACAAUCCAUUAAUCCGGUACAACGAUCCUUCUAGGAUCUUGUGGCACACAGUUGAAGUUUGCUACAACUAUUUGCCUAGUUAUCUAAAAGCUUGUUUUCUUUAUUUGGGAGGUUUUCCUGAGAGUACUGAAAUUCAUGUGAAAAAGUUGAUAAAGUUAUGGAUAGCUGAAGGGUUUUUAAAAUCAGAGAUGAAUAAAAGUUCCGAAGAGAUAGCUGAGGAUUAUUUGUGUGAUCUUAUCAACAGAAAGCUAGUUCAAGUUCACAAGAGGAGUUUGGAUGGAAAAAUCAAGUCCUGUAUGCUUCACGAAUCAUUACAUCAGUUUUGCUUCCAAAAAGCAUAUGGUGAUGAUGAGGAGAAUAUUAGUAAGGGGGAAUGUAAUUAUUUUCUUGGCGGGCGCCGUUGGGUAAGUAUUCAAGAUAGUUUUUGGCCAAUUACUCCAAAUCAUUUGAUCAACUCUUCAUUUAAAAUUCGUUCCCUUCUUUAUUUUGGUGAAAAUUUAUAUCUUGCAAAGUGUUGGUUGAUAUUCUCACAUUUGAAGUUGUUAAGAGUGUUGGAUUUAUCAUUAUUAAAAUAUUGGCAUGGCAUGCCUAGUGAGAUUGUGGAUUUAGUUCAUUUAAGAUAUUUAGCUUUAACAACUAUAGGUUCUCUUUGUGACUUUCAAUGGUUCAAGCUUCAAAGGUUGCAAACUCUCAUUCUCUCCUCGUGGGCAAAAGAGUGUCAAUUACAACUGCCAUGUAAUGUUUUGGAUUUGCCAUGGUUAAGGCAUGUGCGCUAUGACAAAGGAUGUUCAUCGCAUCUCCCAAACAUGGUUCAAAAAAAUUUACAAACUCUUUCUUGGUUCAAAGUUACCGGCGAGGACUCAAGAACAACAAACUUUACAAAAGUUCCAAACCUGAAAGAGUUGGGGAUCUAUCUUGAAGGUGAAGUAUUGUCUAAUGCUCUUGACAGCCUUGCUCAGUUAUGUCGCCUUGAGAAGUUAAAGAUUAAAAUGGGAAGGGUAGAGCGGUUUAAUCUCCCAAAUUCUUUUCCAUCAAACCUCAAGCAAUUGACCCUUAAUAAUACGUAUCUUUCUUGGGAAGAUAUGGACAUUAUUGGCAAGUUACCCAACCUUGAUUUACUCAAAUUGAAAGAUUUUGCCUUUCGCGGCCCAGAGUGGACACCCAAGGAUGGGGAGUUUCUACAACUACGGAUAUUCCUUAUUGAGCGCUCUGAUCUCGAACAUUGGAAUGCAAAUGCAAACCAUUUCCCAGAGCUGGAGCGUCUAAUUCUAAGAUAUUGUUCGGACUUGGAAAAACUUCCAAAUGAUUUUAAGGAGAUUCGUACAUUGCGAUUAAUUGAGUUAGGGAAUUGUUGUUCUUAUCUUGUCACUUCAGCAAAGGAGAUCCAACGACAAGCGGAACGAGACUUUGGAUAUAAAAGAUUUAUUGUUCGUGAUGUAACUAAGGUUGAGCUGCCAACCAAUGAAAGCUCAGGUAAAAUGGUUUGAGUCUGCAAUUUGGUGAUUUUGUGUUUAAGCUAAUCUGGUUUAGGCAAGGGAAUCAUAAACAAGUUACAGUGAUGCAUUGGCUUCCCAGAAAUGCAUCCUGGCUGGCUGAAGUUGUGGUAUGCUCAUUUGCGCUGCUUGUCUGUUAUUAAAAGGAUGUUUCAUUGGGUUGAUGUUGGAGUUCAUCUUCCAUAAUAAGUGAUAGUCUGUCUAUUACUAGAUUGUGAGAUUCAUUGAAGUGUUAGUGUAAAUUAAAUAUGAUUUGGUUUUGGUUGAGAUGUUAGUUCUGAACUUUAUUAUCCAAACUAUGAUUCAUUGGGCUUGUAUGUCUGUUAUCACAAUGAUGUUUCAUUGGGGUCUUUGAGUUGCUGUUGGAGUUCAAUGUUGUUUGGUUGGUUGAACUGUUAUUGUAUUAAAAUAAUAGUUCAUUGAAAUGUUAAUGUUGUAUUUUGAAGUUUUA